AUGGAGCCAAAGAAGAUAGACCCGGAACAAAAGUAUCAAUGUCGAAUCUGUAACAAGGGAUUCAGUUGGCGAAGAGAAUAUGAAGAGCACAUUCGGACCCAUGGUUUCGAAGAUGAAACCGUUAUCGAGAAAGAAGAAAGGAUGCCCACCGCCGUAGCUGGUGGAGACUUCGCCCUUGAUAUGCCGACAUACAAUAGAGAGCUCCUUCCAUGGAAUUCACACUUCAAACCUGAUUAUAGCAGCUCUAGUAUUGCUGCUGCAGCUUCCGGCAAUGAUGAUGACGGCCGAGAUGGCCUUACUCCACCUUCACCGCCCUGCCCUUCAUAUAAAGGUAAACGAAUCGAACGCGAUAGGGAAAACUGUGGUAGCACCGAUCGUCAAACUCCGUCUCGCACACAAGAAGAAGAUGUGGCUCGUUUCCUCGUCGAGCUGUCCAAGGCCUUCCUUGAGCGUGCCCCUGUCUCGAACCAAAGCCAUCCUGCAGGUUACGAAUGUGAUAAUUGCAAGAAGGUCUUCCCAUCCCAUCAGGCCCUUGGCGGCCAUCGAGCCACCCACAAAAAAGUUAAGGGUUGUUCCGCCGUCAGCCUCGAAAUUAGAUCAGCCGGCACCAACAACAAGCAGAUUAGAAACCAAAAUAACAAUGUCGAUAAUCAAUAUAAUAAGGCCAGUUCUUCGUCAGAAAAUAUGGCACUACCGAUUGUCCCAUUGGCAGAAUAUCCGCCGCGACGUCCGUUGUCACCGAGGAAAUAUCCUAAGCCUCACAUAUGCAAGGAAUGUCUCCGGCAGUUUUCGACUGGUCAGGCGCUUGGUGGGCAUAUGCGAUGCCAUCGGAAACCAUCAAAUAUUACGGCUACUGUCACCGAAGCUGCUGUCGCUGUAAACCAGACGAUAGCCGCUGCCCCCACCACGGAGGUAGAAGUAGGAGCUGGUAGCAGCGAAGUGAACGCAGUACAACCUCGUAGCCCAACUCUUGUCCCUCUGUUGUCUAAUAGAUCAUAUCGUAAUAUAGACCUAAACGUGGAGCCGGAGUCGAGUGAAGAUAUGGACGGAAGCCCGCUGCGGCUUUAGUUUUCUGACCCGAAACCUCCGGAAUCUGCAUGUGAUACGGAGUCGAAGAGGAAGAUGGAUCUUGGCGAUGAGGGUGAGCCAGAUAGCGAGAGACAGUGAGGGGAGCAGCAUUCUAAAUUGUUUGUUUGAUUUUUCUUUUUAUUAUUGUUUUUUUUAUGUAAGUUGGCUAUCUCAUUGUUUAAUGGUAAAUCAAUAUCUGACUAGUUUGCCAUGCAACACAUUGCUUGGCUACAAAGUGCACCGCAUAAGCAGCAAUCUAUGCUUAAAAUUUUUCAAUCUAUGUACUAGUUUAAGCUAGUCCGAGAUUUAUAAAUGGAUGGCCAAGUGCCCAUGA
Messenger RNA from Phalaenopsis equestris, 1402 nucleotides. Its product is annotated as zinc finger protein ZAT5-like. Lineage: Eukaryota; Viridiplantae; Streptophyta; Magnoliopsida; Asparagales; Orchidaceae. Bases 1 to 1068 code for a protein of 355 amino acids. The record is from RefSeq and is a predicted model, not a curated record. The transcript has a single exon.